Messenger RNA from Etheostoma cragini (Arkansas darter), 1780 nucleotides. It is a transcript of the gene esamb, whose product is annotated as endothelial cell adhesion molecule b. Lineage: Eukaryota; Metazoa; Chordata; Actinopteri; Perciformes; Percidae. The record is from RefSeq and is a predicted model, not a curated record. Gene Ontology annotation, molecular function: cell-cell adhesion mediator activity. The transcript has 8 exons. Gene Ontology annotation, biological process: homophilic cell-cell adhesion. Gene Ontology annotation, cellular component: adherens junction; plasma membrane. The coding region runs from base 330 to 1658 and encodes 442 amino acids.
CCUACACACGCUACACUGGGUGAGCAGGAGUAGGAGCGGCACGCGCUCAGGCAGCACGAGCGAGCCGGGUCGCAUUCAACACAGAAAGGGAUGAAGAAGAAAGCCUGACCGCCGGUUCUCUUCUACGAUGACAGCGGCUGUUUGUUGGCGGGAUGGGAAGAGGAGAAGAAGCUUUACUGGCAGACGUCGCCUCGCUGGUUUGUGCUGCGGACACUUAAUUGCUACAAUUGAAGACAAUUAAGCAGCAGUUGAGGCGCGAAGGCAGAGUGUUCGGUGUCAACUUUCGAAAGAGCUCACUGUGUGCUGGGGCAGCCGGUGGAUGUUGCGCCAUGGAGAUAAAGACAAGACUUCGUGCCAUGCUGAUGUUCUUAUGGAUUUUUCAAGGUGACACCAGGAAGUUGGAGAUCCCCAAAGGAGAGAUGGAGGCAGUCAGGGGCCAGAUGGUGGUGUUACACGCCUGGUACAGCCCCAACUCGGACAUUUCCAAAAACCCUGUCGUUUGGCACUUCACGGGUAAAGAAACCAAGCAGGUGAUCAGCUUCAGCUCAGGCGAGGUUGGUUAUGGUCAGAACGAGUUCACCAAAAGAGUGGGCUUCAGCGCGGCCAUGCCCUCAGCCAACCUGUCCAUCUACAUCAACAACACCCAGGAGUCGGACUCUGGGGCCUACUUAUGCACUGUCAUCAUCCCUGGAAGUCCUGUCCUUUUGGGAAACAUCCACCUUAAUGUCAAAGUCCCUCCUUCUCCCCCAGUGUGCGCCAUGACAGGGAACCCAGUGGUGAAGGGCAACGUGACUCUGAGCUGUAAGUCCAGUCAUGGAAAACCCGUCCCUCAGUACAAAUGGACCAAGUCUGCACCUAUGUCUGAGGUCUUCUUCUCCCCAAUGCAGAAAUGGAGAGCCUGCCCCCAGCCCAUGCUUGUCCUUGGGUUCAUGGAUGAGAGGCACGGCACCCUCAGGCUGAGCAACCUCACUAAAAGCAUGUCAGGGAAGUACAUCUGCCGAGCCAGCAACACUGCCGGGUCCGACAGCUGCUCCAUUAACCUGGAGGUUAUCACCUCUUCCAAUGCAGGCGUGAUUGCAGCAGCUACGCUGGGGUCAAUAGUGGGACUGGUGGCCAUGGUGCUCUUCCUCAUAUUCAUACUGAGAAGAAGGAGGGACACUGAGGAGGAGAUGGCCAACGAGAUCAAGGAGGAUGCUCAGGCACCAAAGCGAGUGUCAUGGGCAAAGAGUAACACUGGCUCAGACAUCGUAUCCAAGAACGGCACGCUGUCCUCCAUAGCCACCAGCCCUCGACCCCGAGACCCGAACCCGCCAAAAUACCACUACCCGUACUCGCCAACAUCAACUUCAGACGCUGGCUCGGUGAUCCAUGCCUACCAGCUGCGACCUGGAGAAGCCAGUAUGCUACAGGGACUUCCUGGUUAUAACAUUGGAGGCACCCCGUCACGCAAACACAAGCGACCUUCCAGUUCAAACGGGGCCCCUUCGCAGCUUUUAAGGGGCUCGGUGGUCGCAAUGCCCAACAGGACUGAGGGGGCUCAGCCCCAGGUGCCACCACCACCCACUGUGUCCCCACAAAUGAGCUCCUCCACUCUGACGCGCAUGGGAGCUGUAGCUGUCAUGGUGCCUGCUCAAAGCCAAGCCGGCUCACUGGUGUAAGCCAGCAGAACGAACGGAGAGAAAGAAUGCCUUGAAAUGGAAAGCACUUCCUCCACAAAGACAUGAAAGCUCCUGAGAGAAGAAAUUUCUUCCUUCGGCUUGUUCAGUUCAGUUUUUUUUUU